Messenger RNA from Branchiostoma floridae (Florida lancelet), 4415 nucleotides. Its product is annotated as extracellular serine/threonine protein kinase FAM20C-like. Gene Ontology annotation, cellular component: Golgi apparatus. The transcript is spliced from 11 exons. NCBI's taxonomy places the organism in Eukaryota, Metazoa, Chordata, Leptocardii, Amphioxiformes, Branchiostomatidae. The record is from RefSeq and is a predicted model, not a curated record. Bases 552 to 2393 code for a protein of 613 amino acids. Gene Ontology annotation, biological process: protein phosphorylation. Gene Ontology annotation, molecular function: phosphotransferase activity, alcohol group as acceptor.
UCACGGGGUCAAAAGUCAACCAGAGCUUGGACAAAAAAACACCCCGUAUCUUCACAAACUACCAGUCUCAGCACCUACAACUACAGGCUAGAGGUCUCUAACUAAAGCUAUGUCGCGUCGGAUCUUACUUUGACGUUGUUAUGAUGGGUUUAGAGAUUCAGUGUUUUGUUAGAGCGGAGAGCACGAGAUAACAGGGCGCGGUAAACCCCCAGGUGUGAUCAGACGACCCCGUGUGCACACGAUGUCGUUUGGCAAGCUUGAACUCCAAGGACACCACCUCAGCUGCUGUAAGAAGUUUACAAUUCUUCUUGUCUAGUGUCCACAGCGCUUGGAUUUUCCUCAGAAUCUCGUUUGUAUUAUUGGAUAACCCUUCAUUUUUUGUGGGAAGCACUCAGAGCUCCAGGCGUGGGCGACCGUGAGAGCAGGGGAUCAGAGAUCAGACGAUAGGAACCAACUCGCCCAGGCUACACUGGUUAGCUUCUAGUUCUACCCCGAGGACAAUUUUAUUUCACGUUUCUCUGGGUUUUGUGGAAAUUUUUUGGUCAGAAACCAUGAAGUUGAAAGCUAGGUUGGUCACGGGGGUUUUGUUUAUCACGCUGGUGGCUUGCGGGUUACUGGUGUUGAACGGGAACCUCCGCGUUGCCGUGGAGUUCACGGCGGAUCCCGCGGCGGGGCAGGGCGCCGGCCGCGCCGCCCAGGGUGCCGAGACGUCCCGGUAUGGAGGCAAGGCCGCGGUGGGACCAGCCAACAAGAAACUGUUAAACGAAGAAUACGGCGUCAACAGCAACGUAAGUAACGGCUUGAGUGCUAUGAGCUCGGGACAAAAUCCUAACAAAUCUCCAGAAAAAGGAAUCCACGAAGAAAACAAAAUCGUGGAACGACCACCAACGGUUGCUCAUAAACUGCAGAGCACCGUCCAGAAAAACAGGACUUCCCAGAAGACAGGCAUCUUAUAUACCGGCUCGAAACUGAGACGUCUCUUCCAAAAUCCUUUAUACAAUAUACCAGAACGUGUGUCAACAGCUGACUAUCUUCUAAAGCCGGCUAGGUGGCUACAUGCGACAGCAGAAGAGAGAAAACAUAUCAAGUUGGGAGAGAACAGUGGAGAAGAUGACAAAUCAGCAAAUGGAAAUGGUGGAAACUUUACAAUGGGAAAUGGAGGAAACGUGCAGGUGCCUGUACGACAGAAGGCCAAUGAUGAGGAGUCUAUUAUACAUAAGCAUAAAAAACAUCACCACUCCAAAACUAUCAAAAAAAGCAAGGAAAAAAAGCUGCCUGCACCAACUUACAAAAGUGAGGAAGUGCUUCAUGAAAAGAAGCCCUGGCGUCUGUUGCAGUUCGGCAUCACCAGGUACUCUCUGUAUGCGAGAAACGACCCCAAUGUGGAAGAAGUGCUGAAAGCCAUACGCACCCAGGAGGUGACAUAUGUCGAAAUGAAGCCAGGAGGGACCCAGCUGAAACUGUUCAUGGAGUUUGAAGACACCAGCAUUGGCCUCUUCAAGCCAUGGAGGUGGCCCAGAGACAGGGAGACCCCACCCGAUCACUUCUACUUCACCGACUACGAGCGCCACAAUGCGGAGAUCGCUGCGUACCACCUGGACAGGAUCCUGGACUUCCGCAGGUGCCCGCCCGUAUCCGGGCGCUGGUUCAACGUCACCAGUGAGAUCAGGCAGAAGUCAGAGGAUGAAAAACUUCUCAAGACGUUCUUCGUUUCACCAGUCGGUAAUGUGUGCUUCUUCGGUGACUGCUCAUACUACUGCAACACGGAGCACAUGAUCUGUGCCAUCAAGGACCAUCACAUGUUGGAGGGGUCGGUGGCUGCCUACCUCCCACGCUGGCAGGAGGCUCCCAGGAAGACAUGGAAACACCCGUGGAAGAGAUCCUACUCUAGAGUCAGGAAGGCUGAUUGGGAGGUGACAGACGGGGAAGCGUUUUGCCGACAGGUCCGGAGCACUCCGCCGUACGACAAAGGACGACGCUUUGGUGACCUGCUAGACCUGACUGUAUAUGACUUCCUCAUGGGUAACAUGGACAGGCAUCACUAUGAAACAUUCAAAGCAUUUGGGAACAAUUCUGCUCCUAUUCACUUGGACCAAGGAAGAGCAUUUGGCCGCACCACACAUGACGAAAUAUCUAUUCUAGUUCCAAUUUACAGCUGUUGUAGUAUACGUAAAUCCACGUGGUUGCGACUCCAGCUCCUAGCCAAGGAGGAUUACCGCCUUAGCGACGUGAUGCGAGAAUCCAUGCGGACAGACCCCAUCGCGCCCAUCCUCACAGAACCACACCUUCUCGCUUUAGACCGGCGUGUGGGCAUCAUUCUGGACACUGUUGCCAAGUGUAUCCAGAAGAAAGGGGCAGAAAAUGUGCUCUUAGAAGAUCUAAAAGACACGUAACUUUUUUAAUGCAAUAAUACCAAUCGGUGAUGUUGAAAUUCAUUCUUUGGAAAAGGCUUCCAGAUCAUCUUUUAAAUCAUUCAGUUGGCAGACGAGCUGUAAAUUUGAAGUCCUAUAUAAUUCUAUAGUUGAUUACUGCGCAACGACGUGAGGGUAUUAUUGUCUUUUAAUAAUCUGUACAGAGAUAUUUGUAUAAAGAGAUUAUCAGAUAUAUAUUAUACUAAUUAGAUAAGACAUAAUUAUUAUGUUAACUCAGCACAAAAAAUUAAAAUAUUAACUUUCAAAUUGGUAGAUCAUAUUUCAGUUGUUUCUGCAUCAAUGUCAUUGUAUUAUAUGUCAAUCAAAAGCUUAAUUUCCUUUCCUAUGGUAGCUGACUUCUUAUGAUUCUAAAUUCAUGAAACGAGCACCAAGCCUGCUUACAUGAGUGGGUCACACACACAAAUUGCAGAAAUUUCCCUGCUUGUGUUUAUGACUGUAUCAUCCUGUUGGUAUACAUGUGGACGUGGGUGUCAACCAUUCAAUGAAUUUUUUUUUUUUUCACAUCUUUUUUGGUAUACAGAACAUCCAAGUUUUUUUUUUUAGCACAUUUACCAUUUUUUAUAUGGUAUCAAAAGCCAUUCUGCUAGAUUACACGACUUGUCCACACAGAGUAAGGUUCAUUGCAGACUACAUUUUGUACCUUCAGGAUGCAGGAGUACAGUCUCAGGAGUACAGGAUGGAAUAGCCUUCCAAAAGCCUAUAGCUACUUGUAGCACCCAAUUGAACACAUCUUGGGGCAAAUUGUGUGCUUGAAUAAUGAGUAACAGUGGCUGUGAUUAAAGUGUGACAGUCAUGUUUAUUCAAGUUGCCCUCAUGCUCAUCCACAAGUCAAUACUGACGAAAGAAGAAGUGAAUUUCAGCACUUUCUUUCCAAGAAUUUACAAUCAUAUGAGAAGUUGGAUACCAUAGUAAAGGAAAAAAACACAAGCUUUUUAAUGAUAUACAAACAACGUAAAUAUGAUCAACUGAAGUUGAUAUUCCAAACUUUUUGUGCCAAGUUUAUAUUAAUUGGUGAUUGUUGCAAAAGAUAGUUUAUUGCAUUUUCAAUGUCAUAUGUGCAUACUGCAAAUAAUACCAUUAGAAGGGAUACAGUGUACAAUGUGCUUUGUUGAUGUUAACAAGGUACAUUGUGCUUUGUGAAAGGUAAAAAUGUGAAGAGUAUAAAUGACAUUUUGAACAAAGAAUAUAUCAAAUAAUGUUUUUGAAUAUCAUUGAGGCUAAUUAUAGAUCAGCCCAGAAAUCUUAAUCAUGUCCAAGAAAACUGAUUAAAAAAAAAUGAAUGUUUUUUUACAGAAAAUUAAAUUUCACAUUCCAAAAGGGAAUAUUUUUGGUGUAGGUUCAAAAAAAGAUUUUCUUGGUGAAUAUAAUUCUAUUGUGUAGAAUCUGAUGUACUUUUGAUCUAUGUUAAUAAUAUGACAUUCCUAUUGCUGAAGUUUUACAAAGAUGAUUAUUAUAUUUAUAUUUGACAACCUUUAAAGUCAUUCAAUUUUUAAGAUCCCUCAUUACAAUGCCCACUGGGAGUCUAUUCUCAUUUCCAUUUUACAUGAGAUGUUAUUUACAUUAUAAUAUUAUACAUUAGUUUUUUCAUUGAAUUGACAGCAUAUUUGCAUAAGUUGCAUUUACAGUAGUGCCAAUUUUGAAUGUUGGUUAACUUCAACUUUUGUAUAAAAAUCAUUAAAAAAAUGAUUUUUUCAUGCAGAAUUGUACUAUGGCAGACAGUGAAGUAACUGAAGUAACAGUUGAAAAAUGUGGUGUAAAAAUGUGAGUUUAUUUAUAAUUUAAGUCCUACAAACCUACUGCAUUGGCCAGCAAGAUACAUGUAUGUGAUUUUUGUGUUCAGUGAUAUGUUGCUUUUCAAACCAACUUCUUUUAAAGCAAACAGGCAGGACAAGUUUUUAUUUUAAUGUCUCUUUUUUGGCAUAAUGUGAAAUAAAACUGACAAAAUUUUCAUAUCUAUAUGGACAAGUACACUCGACUUGUAUU